GCAGGUGGCUUCCUGGCUGAGAACCUCACUUUCUCCUUGCUUUGCAGAUCAAUGAGCUGAGCAAUGUCCCUGUCCCUGUCAUGCUAAUGCCAGAUGACUUCAAAGCAUACAGCAAGAUCAAGGUGGACAAUCAUCUCUUCAAUAAAGAGAACCUCCCCAGUCGCUUUAAGUUUAAGGAGUACUGCCCCAUGGUGUUCAGAAACCUUCGGGAGAGAUUUGCAAUUGAUGAUCAGGAUUACCAGAAUUCAGUGACGCGCAGUGCCCCCAUCAACAGCGACAGCCAGGGCCGAUGUGGCACACGUUUCCUCACCACCUAUGACCGGCGCUUCGUGAUCAAGACUGUGUCAAGUGAGGAUGUGGCUGAGAUGCACAACAUCUUAAAGAAAUACCACCAGUUUAUAGUGGAGUGUCAUGGCAAUACCCUUCUGCCACAGUUCCUGGGCAUGUACCGCCUGACCGUGGAUGGCGUGGAAACCUACAUGGUGGUCACCAGGAAUGUGUUCAGCCAUCGGCUCACUGUACACCGCAAGUAUGACCUCAAGGGUUCUACUGUCGCCAGAGAAGCGAGUGACAAGGAGAAGGCCAAGGACUUGCCAACAUUCAAAGACAAUGACUUCCUCAACGAAGGACAGAAACUUCACGUGGGAGAGGAGAGUAAAAAGAACUUCCUGGAAAAACUGAAACGGGAUGUAGAGUUCCUGGCCCAGCUGAAGAUCAUGGACUACAGCCUGCUGGUGGGCAUCCACGAUGUGGACCGGGCAGAGCAGGAGGAGAUGGAGGUGGAGGAGCGGGCAGAGGACGAGGAGUGUGAGAACGACGGGGUGGGCGGCAACCUGCUCUGCUCCUACGGCACACCUCCGGACAGCCCGGGCAACCUCCUCAGCUUUCCCCGGUUCUUCGGGCCUGGCGAGUUUGAUCCCUCUGUUGAUGUCUAUGCCAUGAAAAGCCAUGAAAGUGCCCCCAAGAAGGAAGUUUAUUUCAUGGCCAUCAUUGAUAUACUCACACCAUAUGAUGCUAAGAAGAAAGCUGCACAUGCUGCCAAAACAGUGAAACACGGGGCGGGGGCCGAGAUCUCGACUGUGAACCCUGAACAGUACUCCAAACGCUUCAACGAGUUCAUGUCCAACAUCCUGACGUAGUUACCCUCUACCGUCAGCCAGAGCCAGAGUGCUGGAUGUGGGGUCGGGGAUUGGAAGAGGGAGAGGGUGUAUUUGGGCUAGAUGGGAGGGUGGGGAGCAGAGUUGGGGUAGGGAAGGGCUUUAGCAAUGAGACUGCAGCCUGUGACACUGAAAGAGACCCUGCUGGGGAGGAGGGGAUGUGCUGUGUGUGCGUGCUCACAGGAUGUAGCCUCACCUUCUGCUUACCCUUGAUUUCUUCCCCCCACAUUUACCCAGGUUAAAAAAGGAGUUUCCUUUUUGUUACCUUGUAACCUUUUAAGAUACCUUGGGGCUAGAGAUGACUGUGUGGGCUUAUUUGGGUUUUGUUUUUGAAAUUUCAUUGCUCCAGAUUUGCUAUUUAUAAUGAUGUCUGUCACCUUAUCCACCCUCCCCAUCCCUGCCCUGCUGUCAGUUCCCUUCAAUUAAAGAAGCACUCAUAGACCCAGCCAAGGGUCCUCUCAGAGCAAAGCGCUCUGAUACCAGAGGAGAAGCGGUUAGACCGCCUCAGCCCUGCUGCAUUUGAUCUAGUCUGGAUUUAAUUUUUUUUACUUCAUGGAGUAUCGUGCACAGCUUCCUUCACCUUUCCGCCUUGGAUCCAAGUGAAAUGUUACAUGAUUCCUCCAUGUAAAUGCUGUCCCUCCUGAAGGAACACUCCAGAUCAACAUCAGGCAUCUUGGAUCAGAAUCACAGAUCUUAGAUGGGAGUGAGUUCAUCCUCAUGGAUGGUAAGGGUUCAGUGGGGGCUGGUGGGCUCUCAGACAGCUGGUUCUCAGAGAACCCCAUGACCAUCACCCAAGCCCCUGGGCUCUCUCGGUCUCUGGAGUUCAGAUUUCACCAUAAAGCCUGUUGCUCACUGAGUCAAGAGGAACUAGAAAUCACCUUUCAAUAUAACACGACCCUCGUGCUUAAAUGGCUGAUGAGUAUCAAAUGAAGUCUUGUGCCCUCCAUCCAUUUACUUCCUUCUAACCUUCUCCCAGGCACUCUCACUUAUCAGUAAACUUUUAGGUGGGGGCAGAUCUCCACGUGCCUGGGCUGCUCCUUGCAGAGAUACCUCUUCAAGCCCCAGGGCUACCAUGUAGGUUAUCUGACUCCCUGUGCCUGUGGUUUGUCACCUGGAUGGUUGUGGCCAGCAUACCUUGGAUUGUGGCACCCAAGCCUGAGCCACUUGAGGAUAUGACCCAGGAACUCCAGUGUGGAGGCUUGAUGUGGGGUUCCACCUGGCCCCAACCUCAGAGCUGUUUCUCCUUGAUGCCCGCCUCUAGACUUUUAGCAGCUCAGCCACCCACAGGCCUCCUCUGGAGUGGCAUCCUGCAGCUUCCUACAGGAUCUCUACUCACCUUCUGAGCCUGCUACCCAGGCCUCAGAACUGAGCCUCAGAAUUGUGCCCCUCUGUGAUGCCAUCAGAGCAGUCUGGUCUGGCUAGGAGAGAAAACAGCCCUGUGCUGGGGGAGGUACAUUCCUGCAUCUUCUCACCUUCUCACCAGGAACUGGGGAUUUGGAAUGAGAUACGGUAAAACUUGUAGAUAACUCCACAGAUGGAAAGAAAGUUUGUGGAACCAUUUUGAAUGAGUAGAUUGGUUUCCUUGGCUUCCUCCAAACCUGGCCAAGCUCAGCUUCCGGAGCAGGAACGAGCACCGUCUCUGUGCCUAGCCAACAGCAUUUAGGUCAGGGAGGCCGCAUUCUUGGACUCCACUGGGGCUGUUGGAACCCUUCUGGGAGAGGCAGACUGGGGCCAAAUAACUGCCCUGGCCCCAGGAAGGGGCUGUAGGAAGCUCUGAACGUCAGCAGCAAGACUGCGAAGUGACUUGGGGAAGAACUUGGAACCAAGUGACUCAUGAAGAAAACACAUUUGACUUAGGAAGGGAUUAGUAGGAAUGAUGUUUGGACUUGAUUUCCUCAUCUCCUGAUCAAGAAUGAAAAUUUGGAUCUGCUCCUAGUCAGGCCCAGCGUCUCCAAAGCUUGGCAGGUUGUCCCCCAACGGCCUCCACAGCCUUGGGCUCCCAUCGGCUUCCUGCAUUUGGUCUGCUGAUCGUGUUGCCAUAAUGUGUACGAAAAGUGUAACCAGUCGUAUCAGUUAAAGGUGAGCUACCAGAUAUCUAACUUCUUUAACAUUGAGUUUUUGUGGGUUUUUUUUUUGUACAUUGUUUACAUUUUGAGAGAAAGCAUUCUAUUUUAAAUGCUCUUUUUGUUUUUCUGACAGUAUUGUUGACCGAGUCGAAACAUUUGAGCAGUGGUUUGGAGGAUUUUAAAUUUUUUUUAAAGGUCAUUCUCUGUGCUAUCUGCAAAACCUUGGGUUUGGUCCUCUAAUUCCUUUGGCAUUCAGAUGUUUAAAAGCUAUUUAUCUUGGUUUAUACAAGUUUUUUCUCUCUCUUUUUUUUUUGUAAUGAUGAAGAUAUUAUAUUUGGUUUGCAGUCUGAAUGUAGAGAAAGUGAAGUGAUCCCCAAAGUUGUCUGCCCCUACUCUUCUCCAAGCCCCACCCUUCCCUCGCUGGGCAGUAGAAGGCAUCCAAGGGGAGGUGACUACCCUCCCCAUCACUCUUUGGAGCCAUGAAGAAAAGCUGAAAGGUCUUACGGCAUCCCAGAAUAAUUUGGGGUCUCCCAAGAACAAAGAUAUAAGAAUGGGACGUGGGUGACUAGGUGAGGCCUGGUUAGGGAUAAGGACAGGAUUCCCCUCUGUUCUCUCCCUCUACCAUUUAACCAGUCACAGCUUCUCCUGUCCUGCCCCUCUAAUUCUGAAAGUGUGGCUGAGAAAACUCUAGUCUCCCAGGUCUCCCCACCAAAGGGAGGGGUUCUCUGAAAAUUCCGCUUAGACCACUAGCAGGCCUCUGGCCCUUGUUCCUAUUAAUGAACCACUGAGUCUUGGUCCCCCAGUGCAAGCUCCUUCCCUGUGCCCUGCAGUUUGGGGGUUACGGGGCAGGUUAGGAAGCCAGCUCCAGGAGCACAGACCGAAGCAGUGCUUGAUCUCUCCUUAUCUAGCUCAGGGGUUACGGGUCUGUGGCACGUGCUACGAGUCGCCCCUUGGCUUUUCUCAGUGGCACAACCUAGGUUCCCACCACAGGCAGCUCGUCCUCCCUUCUCCCUCUUCCUACUUUUGUUUCUCUUGCCUGUGCUUUAGACCUCAAACAGGUCCCCUGGUAGUGCUCAGGGCUCACUCCUGCCCUACCGAGUUUCCCCUCUUCACAGUCUGCCAGGGCCUGCCCCGGGGAGGUGGACCAAAGACCCAGGACUUUUCUCAGUAGCCAGUCCCACCCCCGUAAUUGUCUCUUUACCAAUUCAGGUAGGGAGAAAAAUACAGCAAUCCCCAGCAUUUGAGCUACUCAAGUGUUAGGGGCCAGAAGGGACAAUGUGUUUAAACUACCCUUAGAGCUCUGGCCUUAGACCUGUGGCUCCCCCAGUUCCAGGGACCUCACUUCUUUCUGGCAGAAAUGUGGGGAGGGGGAUCCAGCCUGAGCACAGGAAUCAAAGGGAAAACAUUCAAACUGCCCCCAACUUUACCAGCCAUCUGCAGGGGGCUAUGACUUAGCCCUAGCCUUCUGAAACGUGCCACUUAGGGAGAGUGUCUCCAAAGGGAAGAGAAUUGCCUGUCCCCAGCGAGUUGUGCCGAGAUCCUUUGGAGGCUGGGGAGGAAACUUCCAGAGAAGCCCCUUCCCCUUGCUCAGAGCCAUUUUGUGAGGAAGUGGGAACCAACAACCUUUGGGGGAAGGCCUGGUGCUGCUCAGCACACUCAAGCAUCAGGUCAGAUAUUGUAAUCAAAAAAUGUGAAUAAAGUUUAGAUUCAGCUUUUGGGAGAGCAGGAUAAACUACCACCCCACCAUAUGUGUGUGACUUCUCAAUUUCCCACUGCAAUUUCCAUUUUUUAAAUAGGAAUUUUCAACCCCCUGUGCUUGUCUAACGUCUGCUCGGAACAAUUCGAGACCUCGUUACUGUUUUAAAUGCAUGCAUGUUAAGAUGAAUCUCCAACCCGAGGAAAAAAAAUAAAACUCAAAAAAGCUUUGUGUA
Vicugna pacos (alpaca) is the source of this 5154-nucleotide messenger RNA. Lineage: Eukaryota; Metazoa; Chordata; Mammalia; Artiodactyla; Camelidae. The record is from RefSeq and is a predicted model, not a curated record.